Messenger RNA from Erigeron canadensis, 2252 nucleotides. Its product is annotated as probable E3 ubiquitin-protein ligase ARI2. Gene Ontology annotation, biological process: positive regulation of proteasomal ubiquitin-dependent protein catabolic process; ubiquitin-dependent protein catabolic process; protein polyubiquitination. The coding region runs from base 163 to 1974 and encodes 603 amino acids. The transcript is spliced from 7 exons. NCBI's taxonomy places the organism in Eukaryota, Viridiplantae, Streptophyta, Magnoliopsida, Asterales, Asteraceae. The record is from RefSeq and is a predicted model, not a curated record. Gene Ontology annotation, cellular component: ubiquitin ligase complex; cytoplasm. Gene Ontology annotation, molecular function: ubiquitin conjugating enzyme binding; ubiquitin protein ligase activity; zinc ion binding.
UAUACUACUACUACUAAUAAUUAUUUAUAUCUGUAUCUAUACAUAAUUACAUAUUAACAUAUACAUAUUAUUUCCAAACCCUAAUAAAUUAAAUUCCACCGAUUUUCAAACAGAGUCGGUUUUCACCGAUCGGAAUUUCACACACACACACACACACCGCCGAUGCCGAUUCCGAUUGAAAUUAUAAGCAGCGAUGAAGAAGAAGAACAAGAAGAUGAAGAAGAAGAAGAUUACUAUGAAUGUUCCGAUCGUGAUGAUGCGAUUGAAAAUGAAGAUUCUGAUUCUCACUGGAAUCCACCUAAACUUUCAUCUUCCAAGGUGAUAACAAGAGAAUCCCUUUUGGCUGCACAGAGGGAAGAUCUACGCAGAGUUAUGGAGUUACUGACUCUAAGGGAACACCAUGCUCGGACGCUUCUUAUACAUUAUCGUUGGGAUGUCGAGAAGAUAUUUGCAGUACUUGUAGAAAAAGGAAAAGACCGAUUAUUUACAGAGGCCGGAUUACUUGUGCCUGGGUCUGAUGAUCUGGAUGCUUCAGUUUCUAUCUCAACAAAAACGUGUGAUAUAUGCAUGGAGGACUUGCCAUCUAGCCAGAUGACAAAAAUGGAUUGCAGCCACUGCUUUUGUAAUGAUUGUUGGACAGAACAUUUUAUUGUAAAAAUAAAUGAGGGGCAGAGUAGACGUAUCAGAUGCAUGGCUCACAAAUGUUUCGCUAUAUGUGAUGAGGCAAUAAUUCGAAGCUUAGUGAGUAAAAGGCAUCCUGAUCUGGCUGAGAAAUUUGAUCGGUUUCUUCUAGAAUCAUAUAUCGAGGAUAAUAAAAUGGUAAAAUGGUGUCCAAGUACUCCUCAUUGUGGGAAUGCAAUCCGUGUUGAGGAAGAUGAGUUUUGCGAGGUAGAGUGUUCAUGUGGUAAUCAAUUUUGUUUUAGUUGCUUAUGUGAAGCUCAUUCACCUUGUUCUUGUGCAAUGUGGGAACUUUGGGUUAAAAAAUGUCGAGAUGAGUCAGAAACAGUCAAUUGGAUUACGGUUCAUACAAAGCCUUGUCCGAAGUGUCAUAAGCCCGUUGAGAAAAAUGGUGGCUGCAAUCUAGUUAGCUGCAUUUGUGGACAAGCCUUUUGUUGGCUAUGUGGUGGAGCAACUGGUCGCGAUCAUACAUGGUCAAGCAUUGCCGGUCAUAGUUGUGGCAGGUUCAAGGAAGACAGUAAGAAAAAAUCCGAGCGUGCAAAGCGGGACCUCUAUCGGUACAUGCAUUAUCACAAUCGCUACAAAGCUCAUACAGAUUCGUUCAAGCAGGAAUCUAGAUUGAAGGAAACCAUACGUGACAAGGUGGCAGUUCUGGAGGAAAAAGAUUCACAGUUAAGAGAUUUUAGCUGGGUUACAAAUGGACUUUAUCGGCUAUUUAGAUCAAGGCGGGCACUUUCUUACUCAUACCCAUUUGCAUUUUAUAUGUUUGGUGAAGAGUUAUUUAAUGAUGACAUGACAAAAGAGGAGCUGGAGAUUAAACAACAUUUAUUUGAGGAUCAGCAACAGCAGCUUGAAACGAAUGUUGAGAAGCUAAGUAAGUUUAUUGAGGAACCAUUCGAUAAGUACCCCGAGGACAGAAUUAUGGAAAUUCGGAUGCAAGUCAUUAAUUUAUCUGUGAUCACUGACAACUUGUGUAAGAAAAUGUAUGAAUGUAUUGAAAUGGAUUUACUGGGGUCCCUUCAAUUUGGCAUCCACAACAUAGCUCCAUAUUACUCGAAGGGGAUUCAAAAAGCUACAGAACUUCCCAGCAGUUGGGCUGCAAAAUCCUGCAAUGCCGGUAAACGUCAAAGGCUGGAAGAUCCAACCAAUGGUGGCACGUCUGGAUCUGACAGGCCUUCGGGCUCUGGCAGCUCAGAAGAGAGUGCUUUUCCUCCAGAAAAGAGGGCUAUAAAAGAUGGUUUUGGAGAUGGUAUGUUUGACCUCAAUUUGCCUGCGGAUGUAAUUGACAGAAACUGAGGUGGUGGUGAAGACUUUCAAAAUCAAAGAGGAUCGAGAGUUGCUCAUGACCGUAGUUUUAAACAACUGUAUAGCUCUGACUUAGGAGCGACUCUAUUUUGUUGAUUGGUCUCAAAUCUCCAAUCUUUUGGUAUAACUAGUCUCUUAUAUAAACAAGAAAUUCUAGUAACUUUCGGGAUAUUUACGUAAGAUCUUCUGAUUUCCAUGGUGAUGUACAGUUGACUCGCUGCUUUGUAACUCUGGGAGACAGAGAGAUAAAACCGUGUGUAUUAUAUUUC